UGAGGAGAGCGCUGCAGGCGAACUUGGGAAUUGUUGCGCUGCAAGCUCUUAUCUAAAAGGGAUCUCUAUCCUUUGCGAACAAGACAUUUGACCUUCCUCGACAAUCAAGAGUGACGUAAAAAAAAAAGAAGAGGGGAAGAAAGAAGAAGUGGGCUGGCGGAGCGCGAAGUGCAUGCAGCACUUUGGAGGAAACAUCUCAAGUAUAUAGUUGCUGUCGAGCGUGUCAAUUUUGCCGGUGCGUGCUGUCUCUCGUUGCUCCUUUUGGGAUGUUACGUGGGUGACUUUUUCCUUUUUGGGGACUCGCGCAUGUGCACGCAGGUGUGUGACAAGCAGCGACUUUUUUUUUUCUUCUUUCUUCUUCCUACUUCUUUUUCACACGUCAGAGAAUUGAUGACUUUCCCGCCGCUGGUGGCCACAUGUGGACCGCAGGACCCAUCUCGUCUUUGACUCGACUCAACUUUGUGCUCGAAAUAUAUUGGACUACCUCUUCUCAACAUCCUUGUUUCACUUUUUUUGAUUUUUGAAACUUUUUUUUUUGUUCUUACUUGUUGGUCCAGAAAGACAAAAAACAAUGGAACACUCAUUGAUCCGAGUCACGUGCGUCUUGGUGGUUUUCUGUCUGCUUGACAAAAGGGUAGACUCCAAUGAAAUCUUAGGCCUGAAGCUGCCCAACACCGACCCCAUCCUCAACGCCAACACGGUGUGCCUGACGCUACCGGGCUUGACCCGGCGCCAGCUCGGGGUGUGCAUGCGCAACCCGGACGUGACGGCCUCGGCCAUCCAGGGGAUCCAGAUCGCCAUCCACGAGUGCCAGCACCAGUUCCGAGGGCACCGCUGGAACUGUUCCAGCCUGGAGACCAGGAACAAAAUACCCUACGACAGCAUCGUUUUCAAGAGAGGUUUCCGAGAGAGCGCCUUCGCCUACGCCAUCGCGGCGGCGGGUGUGGUGCACGCGGUGGCCAACGCCUGCUCCAUGGGCAAGCUGAAGGCCUGCAGCUGCGACGAGAAGCGACGCGGCGACGAGGAGGCCUUCCGCAUCAAACUGCAACGCUUGCAGCUGGAGGCCAUCAAUCGAGGCAAGGGGAUGGUACACGGCGUCAUGGAGCACUUCCCCGCCGAGCUGCCGGGACCUCAGGACUCCUGGGAGUGGGGCGGCUGCAGUCCCGACGUGGAGUUUGGGGAAAAAUUCUCGCGGGACUUCCUGGACGCCCGCGAGACCAACCGGGACAUCCACGCUCGGAUGAGGCUUCAUAACAACCGAGUCGGCAGACAGGUGGUGCUGGAUCACAUGAGGAGGAAAUGCAAGUGCCACGGGACGUCAGGAAGCUGCCAGCUGAAGACUUGCUGGCAGGUGACUCCCGAGUUCCGGGUGGUGGGUUCCAUCCUGAAAGAGCGCUUCCACACCGCCACCCUCAUCAAGGCCCACAACCGCAACACCGGCCAGCUGGAUCACUCGCACCACAACAACUACAACCAUCACAGCAACCACCAUCAUCACCACCAUCAUCAUCACCAUCACCAUCACGCGCACCGCAGAAGGCCCGGUAUCAACGACCUGGUUUACUUUGAAAAGUCCCCCGAUUUCUGCGAACGGGACCUGGGUUCGGACUCAGCGGGAACUCAGGGUCGCAUCUGCAACAAGACCAGUCCGGGCAUGGACAACUGCGAGAGUUUGUGCUGCGGGCGAGGCCACAACAUCUUGCAGCAGACGCGUAGCGAACGCUGCAACUGUAAGUUUCACUGGUGCUGCUACGUGGUGUGCGAAGAGUGCCGGAUCACCGAGUGGGUCAGCGUGUGCAAAUGAGGACGCAACAGGGGGGGCGGCGGGGCACCCAAAAGAAAACAAUGGGGAGAGAAAAGAAAAAAAAAAAACUUUCAAAGACCCCGUUUGGUUACGAGAAAGAGGCCAAGACUGUCUUUUACGCACCCUCGAGCGGAAAUGCGUGAGGAGUGCCGGGAGCUUCCGUCGGAAGAACAAAAUCAAUUUGCAAGUGCGCACACGCACGACCUGCCCAACGCGGACGUGUUUUUGCAUUUCUUAAGAUACAGUCAGGUAUUGAAAAGCAAUAAACGCAAAAAAAAAAUAAAAAAAAUGCACCACACUAGAGAUAAAAAUAACACCACGAAAGGUUUGCUUCACAGCCACUACUAUUUACAAGAAUCAUACGUCAUAUUUGCGAAUUUGUUGGAGCACAAAGACGUCGGGUGUCAGUGUCGCUAUCGUUUUGGUGUCUUUACGGAUUGCGUUUGAUCAUUCUAGCAAGAAACGAAACUAUCGUGCGCAGCAAAAGAGACCAAAGCAGAAUGCACGACUUGUAGAGCAGGAUUGGAAAGAGGAGUUUUAAUAAUACAAGAUGACAGGCUGCAAUUUCAAGGCCCUGUAACGUGACAAGAAGAAGAGUGCUAAUAGCCAUGAAAUCAUUUGAAUGAUUCAAGAAAAAUACCAAAUAUAGAAAGUGAGGUUCCCCCUCACUCCAUUUCAAGUCUUUCUCACAUUCCCGUGCGUGCACUCACAGCGCACAUCGAGGCACUCUUAAGUGGAAGCACUUAUCCGAAUGUCAAUUUGUUCUUGGCUUUUUAUUUGGAUUCAAUUCCAUGUCGGUCUGGUUGGCGUGCGUGCACUCACAACCAACUCUGGAAAAAAAACAAAAUGGCGGAAAACAGUUUAGCGCCCGUCUUCAAGCGUGUUUGCAAGAAAAUGUCCGAAUUCCCUCGACAAGGUCUUUAAGACAGUCGCGGGCCAGAUCUGAUAAUCUGAUUGCUGCUGCUAUCAGAGCCAAACAACUGGAACCUGCAUUUCCUGCUCUUUUAAUUGAGGAUGGCGAAAUCAAAGCGGGGCUAAUUAGCCGCAGCGCUAUCCUGCGCUAGUCACGCUUUGCCGUUUUGUCAUGCCACGUUAGAUCCGGGAAAAUUAUUUCCAGCAUUACCAAAAGCGACGUUGUAAAUAAAGGCUCGUCACCGCAUCGACACGUUAAAAAUAGCCUUUUGUCUUAGUAGCGACGCUCGUAAGCGCACCUGUGGAUAUUUCGUGUUUCCCAGUCACGCUUUGUGCCCGUGUCGAAAACAAAUCAGGAAUCUUUCUUACUUGCGUUGGCUUUUGCACAAGCACGGCUCGAUCCGAGAGGACUCUGGGAGAACUAUUUGUGUUGUCCGAAAUGUACAGUUUGUGUGUGUUACCUAAGUUAUUAAGUUAAUAUUUGUAAAACAAUAAAGAUUGUCCUGGUAAAAAAAAAAAAAAAGAAAAUGAGGAUGGAAUGACGCCAAAAGGAUGCAAGAGAUUUCUUUGUCACAUUCACAAAUAUCCCGUUCACGUCACAAAAAGUGCUUUUGACACGUUCACUUGUGUUUAGUAGCUUUCACUUUACGCAUUCUAUUCCGAUCCGGCCGUUAUCCAUUUCACUGUUUUUUCCUACUGUGACCCAAAAAAAAAAAAAAA
Syngnathus acus (greater pipefish) is the source of this 3436-nucleotide messenger RNA. It is a transcript of the gene wnt10a, whose product is annotated as wingless-type MMTV integration site family, member 10a. Gene Ontology annotation, biological process: cell fate commitment; multicellular organism development; neuron differentiation. Gene Ontology annotation, molecular function: cytokine activity; frizzled binding. Gene Ontology annotation, cellular component: extracellular region. The coding region runs from base 572 to 1804 and encodes 410 amino acids. The transcript has 4 exons. Lineage: Eukaryota; Metazoa; Chordata; Actinopteri; Syngnathiformes; Syngnathidae. The record is from RefSeq and is a predicted model, not a curated record.